Messenger RNA from Aspergillus nidulans FGSC A4, 1110 nucleotides. Its product is annotated as protein pkfC. The transcript is spliced from 2 exons. The coding region runs from base 41 to 979 and encodes 312 amino acids. NCBI's taxonomy places the organism in Eukaryota, Fungi, Ascomycota, Eurotiomycetes, Eurotiales, Aspergillaceae. The record is from RefSeq and is a predicted model, not a curated record.
CGAGCUUGUUAUCGUAUUGUCUGUUCGACUACUUGCAACCAUGGUAUUUGGAUCGCGUCCACCAGCGCUCACAGAGGCCAACAUUGGAGAUCAGUCAGGAAAGGUCUUCAUUGUCACUGGCGCAACCUCUGGCUAUGGCCUGCUGCUGUCUACAUACCUCUACCAGAACAACGGCACGGUCUACCUGGCCGCGCGCAACGCCAAAAAGACCGCCGAGGUGAUCGCCGACCUCAAACAGCGCUUCCCAGCCUCCAGGGGCAGGCUCGACAGCAUCUCGCUUAACCUGUCUGAUCUGAGCACGAUCAAGAAAUCCGCCGAGGAGUUCCUCGCUAAAGAAACCAGACUGCACGUCCUCUGGAACAAUGCAGGCGUCAUGUUCCCGCCUGCGGGUUCGACAACAUCACAGGGCUACGAGCUGCAGCUAGGGACGAACAACGUCGGUCCGCACCUGUUCACAAAACUCCUCUAUCCCACUCUUGCGGCAACGGCCAAGGAGGCGCCCAAGAAUACAGUCCGGGUCGUUUGGGUCUCAUCCGACGCCGCCUCCUGGGCCCCCAAGCCCGCGAUCGACUUCAACAACCUCGACUACCGCAGAAACGAGUCAGACCGGUCCAAGUACGGGCGCUCCAAGGCUGGGACCGUCAUGCAAGCCGUUGAGCUGGCGCGCCGGGCCAGAAAGGACGGAUCUGGCAUUGUCAGCAUCGCGUUGGAUCCGGGCAUUGCGAAUACGGGACUGCAGCGGGAUAUGGGCCGGUUGAUGUCGACAAUGGUCAAACUGAUCGCGAACAAGCCCGAGAUCGGUGCGUAUACGCAGCUGUUUGCGGGACUGAGUCCCGAGAUCACGGCUGAGGUGGCGGAGAAGGAGUGGGUCGUGCCGCCAGGGAAGAUAGGAUGCCCACGGCGCGAUCUCUUUACAGAUACCGAGACAAGUAGGAAAUGGUGGGAGUGGAAUGAGGAGCAGGUGAAGGCGUAUUUGUAGUUUGUCUCUGCGUGUGAAGUUGUGCUUUUGAUACCUCUUGUUUUGCAUGGUUGUAGUUUGAGUCUUAGAUAAUUCCUAUCUACUGUGUUUUAGCCAGACUUUGUAUCAACGCGGCAUUUCUAACGAUAGUA